UAUCACUCCGAGUUAGGUUGUUUCUUUCCCGGUUCGAGCAACACUCGCCGGCGACUUGUUAUCAUCAGACUAUCAGAGUAUCCUUCACCGUUGAUGAUGGAGGCAGGCGAAGCAAAAAGCAAGAAAGCAGGAGGGUCUCGUCUCUGCUGCAUCUGUAACAAGAGACGACCCGUUCUCAAACGACCCAAAACCCUUCAACAGAUAUGCAGAGAGUGCUUCUAUGAGGUUUUUGAGGAAGAGAUUCACCAAGUCAUUGUUCAAAAUCGUUUAUUCAACUCCGGUGAGCGAGUGGCUAUAGGUGCCUCCGGAGGAAAAGAUUCGACAGUGCUGGCAUAUGUAUUAUCAGAACUAAACAGACGUCACAACUACGGGCUGGAUCUUUUUCUCUUGUCUAUUGAUGAAGGUAUAACUGGUUAUCGUGAUGAUUCGCUCGAGACCGUUAAAAGGAACGAAGUUCAAUAUGGUUUGCCUCUUCAGAUUGUUUCAUACAAAGAUCUGUAUGGAUGGACAAUGGACGAGAUUGUAAAGAUAAUCGGUCUGAAAAACAAUUGCACCUUUUGUGGUGUAUUCCGUCGACAGGCACUUGAUCGAGGAGCUACAUUAUUGAAAGUAGAUAAGCUAGUCACUGGACAUAAUGCAGAUGAUAUAGCCGAAACAGUUCUCUUAAACAUACUCCGAGGGGAUAUUGCUAGAUUGAGUCGGUGCACAUCAAUCACUACAGGUGAAGAUGGUCCAAUUCCAAGAUGCAAACCUUUCAAAUAUACAUACGAAAAGGAGAUUGUCAUGUAUGCUUAUUUCAAGAAGCUGGACUACUUCUCCACCGAAUGCAUAUAUUCUCCUAAUGCUUAUCGUGGUUUUGCCCGUGAGUUCAUCAAAGACUUGGAAAGACUAAGGCCAAGAGCCAUUCUGGAUAUCAUUAAAUCCGGUGAAGACUUUAGAAUUUCGACAACCACAAAAAUGCCUGAGCAAGGGACAUGUGAGCGAUGCGGGUAUAUCUCUAGCCAGAAAUGGUGCAAAGCUUGUGUUCUGUUGGAGGGAUUAAACCGUGGUUUGCCUAAGAUGGGCAUUGGAAGACCAAGAGGAAGCGUAAAUGGUGAUAACAAGCACACAAAGGCUAGAUCUACUGCAAAAUCCAUAGAGAGCAAGCAAUGUGGAUCUCUGGAUUUCUAAACAGAGAGAGAGAAAAAACGAAGCUAAUGAGGCUAUAACAAUACCCAAACUAGUUCUGUAAAGAAAUACUCCAUUGUUGUUAAACUUAAACCCAUUGUUGUAUUGACUUGUCUGACAAAAAAGUUUUGGUUUUUGCCUCUAUGGCACAGAA
Capsella rubella is the source of this 1321-nucleotide messenger RNA. Its product is annotated as cytoplasmic tRNA 2-thiolation protein 1. NCBI's taxonomy places the organism in Eukaryota, Viridiplantae, Streptophyta, Magnoliopsida, Brassicales, Brassicaceae. Gene Ontology annotation, cellular component: cytosolic tRNA wobble base thiouridylase complex; mitochondrion. Gene Ontology annotation, biological process: tRNA wobble position uridine thiolation. The transcript has 10 exons. Gene Ontology annotation, molecular function: tRNA binding. Bases 94 to 1170 code for a protein of 358 amino acids. The record is from RefSeq and is a predicted model, not a curated record.